Molecule: messenger RNA, 1214 nt
Organism: Prunus avium (sweet cherry)
Lineage: Eukaryota; Viridiplantae; Streptophyta; Magnoliopsida; Rosales; Rosaceae
Source: RefSeq, a predicted model, not a curated record
UUGGAGAAAUUGCUGGCCAUAAAAAUAGAGACUUGGACGUGGAUGCUCUCUCUCUCUCUCUCUCUCUCUCUCUCUCUCUAACAAACGAGCUACUUAAGUAGCUAGCAAACAGUCAAACAGUCAAUAGCCAACGUUAAAUACUGCACCAUCAUCAACCUCUUCACAAACCCACUUUGGUCGCUGCAUUUUUUGUACAAGAGCUCCACGGUUCAUCUUGUUGGCUUCUAAUCCACUAGUUAAUUGAUCAUUUAAAUGGCACAAGAAGUUGUAAAUUCAGAUGAGGUUGUUCUUGGAGAAGAAAUAGACCAUGUGAGGUUGAUCACCUUGAACAGGCCUCGUCAUUUGAAUGUCAUCUCAUCAAAAGUGGUGGCUCUGGUCCAUGGAAUUUCAAUGGGUGGAGGCGCAUCUUUAAUGGUCCCAAUGAAGUUCUCGGUAGUCACAGAAAAAACUGUAUUUGCCACUCCGGAAGCUAGUAUUGGCUUUCAUACUGAUUGUGGUUUCUCAUAUAUACUAUCCCAUCUUCCUGGGCAUCUCGGGGAGUUCUUUGCCUUAACAGGAGCAAGACUGAAUGGUAAGGAAUUGGUUGCUGCUGGAUUGGCAACCCAUUUUGUCCCUCUUGAGAAAUUGUCGGAUCUAGAGAAGCGUUUGAUAAGCUUAAACUCUGGAGAUGAGAAUGCAGUCAAAGCUGCGAUUGAAGAAUUUGCGGUGGAAGUCCAGCUUUAUGAAGAAAGUGUUUUAAACAAGCAGUCAAUAAUUGAUGAGUGCUUCUCCAAAGAUACAGUGGCUGAGAUUAUAAAAUCAUUUGAAGCAGAGGCAACCAAAGAAGGAAAUGGAUGGAUAGGUCCAGUUCUUAAGGGCUUAAAAAGAUCAUCCCCUACAGGAUUGAGAAUAACACUGAGAUCGAUUCGCAAAGGCAGGAAGCAAACAUUGCCUGAAAGUCUGAAGAAGGAAUUUAGACUCACAAUCAAUAUACUAAGAGCCAUAAUAUCUGAGGAUGUAUAUGAGGGUAUUAGAGCUCUCACUAUUGACAAGGAUAAUGCCCCUAAGUGGAACCCACCAUCUCUUGACCAUGUGGGUGAUGAGAAGAUAGACCAAGUGUUUCAGCCGUUUGAAGAAGAUUUGGAGCUCCAGAUUCCUGGAAAGGAAGAACACAGGUGGGAUGGCAAAUAUGAGAAUUCACCUUAUGCAUCUUUGAAGGUGACUGACUAAACAAG